Molecule: messenger RNA, 1950 nt
Organism: Limanda limanda (common dab)
Lineage: Eukaryota; Metazoa; Chordata; Actinopteri; Pleuronectiformes; Pleuronectidae
Gene: mag
Product: myelin associated glycoprotein
Exons: 10
Coding region: 1-1950 (649 amino acids)
Source: RefSeq, a predicted model, not a curated record
AUGUGGUGUUCGGAGCUGCUCUUAACACUGCUGUUCAUCAUCAAAGAUGCCAGCUGCCAGUGGAACGUCUGGGUACCGCGGGACAUCUCGGCCAUGACCAACUCCUGCGUGGUCAUCCCCUGCACCUUCAUGUAUCCGUCCGGCGUCAGGCCGUACCGCGGCAUUCACGGUAUCUGGUACUUCGGCCAGCCCUACCCGCAACUCUUCCCUCCGGUAGUCUUCAAAACGCGCACAGACGUGGUGCACGAGAGCUACAAGGGCCGCACCAAGCUGCUGGGCGACCUGAACCAGAGGAACUGCACUCUGCUCAUCAACAACAUCGGCACAGAGCACUCGGGGAGAUACUACUUCCGCGCGGACCUCGGUGGAGCCAACAUGUACACGUACCCAGACUUCGCUGAGCUCAAAGUUCUUGAUCAGCCCAGCAUUGACGUCCCAGAGGAGAUAGUCAGCGACGAGAAUCUUGAGUUGACAUGUUACGCUCCUGACAACUGUCCCGAGAUGACACCGGAGAUCCAGUGGAUGUACACCGACUACCUGCCCGACCCUGAGUUCUCUACCGACUACCUGGAGGAGAGCAACACGGCCGUGCUCUCCAGCACCCUCACCUUCGUCCCCAGGCCCAUGCACAACGGACAGCUGCUGGGCUGCAGGGUCUACUACCCCAACACCACGCUGGUCUACGAGAGGCUCGUCUCUCUGGACGUCAAGUACGCUCCCCGCUCGGUGUGGGUCAACGUGUCCUCGGAGGUGAUGGAGGGCAGCUCCGUGGUGCUGCACUGCGAGGUGGAGAGUAACCCUGUGUCCAGGAUCUCCUGGAUGUUUGGAGACCAAGAGCUGUUGUGGGACACGGCGUCCAACAUCUCGCUCCCCCUGGAUGAUUUGACGCCAGCACAGGAGGGAAUCUACACCUGCGUUGGUGACAACGGUUACGGGAUGAUGAACACCUCACUGUACCUGGCUGUCAAGUACCCUCCACGUGAGCCUGUGGUGAACGACUCUAUGAUUGUGGCAGAGGGCACCACACUGGCCCUGCACUGCAGCACCCAGGGCAGCCCGGCCCCGACCCUCACCUGGCUGAAGGACGGGGAGCUGGUGGGCACCAUCACCGCUGACGAGCUGUCCGUGCUGGAUAUCGCGAAGAUCACACCGCAUGGAGACGGACAGUACCGCUGCCUGGCCGAGAACGAGCACGGCCGAGCCAGCAGCUCCUUUAACAUCACUGUUGAGUAUGCCCCCGUCCUGCUCGAGGAGUCAAAGUGCACAGUGGUGAGGGAGGGUGUCCAGUGCGUCUGCAUAGCCACGGGAAACCCCGAGCCCACCAUCGAGUUCUACCUGCCCGACCUGAACAUCACCAUCAACGAAACCGACGGCCGGUACAACUUCUACACGCACACGGACGGACACACCUCCACGGGCAUGAUCAAGCUGCGGGAGAAAGGAGAGCGGGUGGACAACGGCGGCCCGGCCGUCAACGUCCACUGCGGCUUCUUCAACUCGUACGGAAGAGAGAGCGUACUUCUGGAGCUGCAGCAGGAGAAAAAGUACAUGAUGGCAGUUAUCGUUGGCACCAUCGGAGGAGUAGCGGUCAUAGCCUUCAUCAUUGCAGCAGUGAGAUACGUUGGCCACAACAACAAGAAAGAGAAUGGCAACCCUAGACAGGAAGUGGUCCUGGAGAACCCAGCGUUGUACUACAGCGCAGUCAAGAAGGACAAACAAAAUCUGAGGAAGAAAGUGCUUAAGACAGAGCUGUUGGGCUCAAAGUUUAACUCCAUUCUAGAGGAGACUACGGGAGAAGACGGGGAUUAUCCACCUGUGGGCUCUUUGGCAGGACUGGAGAAGCAAGAGCUGAAUUAUGCCGCUCUGGAGUUCAUCGGGGCCAGGCCCAGGGAGGGGGCCUCAGGGAGGGGGGAUGACGGCAGCAACUACACGGAAAUCAAAGCCAAAUGA